AUGAGCGCGGGCAGCGGCAGCGGCGCCGCCGGCGCGGCGGGCACCGCCACCUCCGCGCUGUGCCUGCUGCUCUCGCUCACCGCCGUGGCCGUGUGCCUGCUGCUGGGCGCCAAGACGGCGGAGCUGCAGGGCCGGCUGGCCGCGCUGGAGGAGCGGGGCGCCGCCGGCCACGGGCCGCUGCUGGACGCGCUGCAGCCCCGCGUGGAGCAGCUGUUCCACGAGAAACUCGGCGAAGGACUGGCGAAGCUGCGGACGGCGCGAGAGGCCCCCCCAGACUGUGUGUGCCCCCCAGGGCCCCCAGGGAGGCGAGGGAAGCCCGGCCGGCGCGGAGAACCCGGUCCCCCUGGGCAGUCAGGACGCGAUGGUUACCCGGGGCCUCUUGGCUUGGAUGGCAAACCAGGACCUCCAGGACCAAAAGGGGAAAAGGGGGAAGCAGGAGACAUUGGCCCAAGGGGUGAUCAAGGUCGGGAUGGAGCCACGGGCCCCCCUGGUCCACCAGGACCCCCAGGUGCCCGGGGGCCUCCUGGUGACACGGGAAAGGAUGGCCCAAGAGGACCCCCAGGCUCCCCUGGUUUCAAAGGCGAGCCAGGAGAGGAUGGAGUCAUGGGUGCCAGAGGACCUCCAGGACCAAAGGGUGAGCCUGGUGUCCAGGGGAAAAAGGGCGAUGAUGGGAUCCCUGGGGAACCAGGACUCAUGGGCCCUAAGGGAGAAAAAGGAAGUGUGGGUCCCAAGGGAGAGAAUGGCACAGAUGGCUUCCCAGGACUGAAGGGUGAACCUGGUGAGAAGGGAGGAAUUGGCUCCAUUGGACCCCGGGGUCCCCCUGGGCUGAAAGGGGAGCAGGGAGACACCGUCGUGAUCGACUACGAUGGCCGAAUCCUGGACGCGCUCAAGGGUCCACCAGGUCCCCCAGGGCCACCAGGUCCCCAAGGCACUCCAGGUCCCAAGGGAGAGCUGGGCUUGCCAGGUCCACCUGGGAUGGAUGGUGAAAAGGGUCCCAAAGGAGCAAAGGGUGACCAGGGCAGCAUGGGGACCAUGGGGCAGAAAGGGGAGACAGGAGAAAUGGGCUCAGCAGGUCCCCCGGGAGCAGAAGGGCCAAAAGGAGACAGAGGAGAAAAAGGAGACACUGGGUCACCAUGUCUGCAGAAUAAUCAUAUCAUACCUGAGCCUGGACCUCCUGGAUUACCUGGCCCUAUGGGUCCUCCAGGAAUCCAGGGGCCUAAAGGUUUGGAUGGUGCCAAGGGAGAGAAAGGUGACAGUGGUGAGAAGGGGGACCAGGGUGACACCGGACCUGCUGGUCUCCCGGGUGCUCCAGGGCUCAUUGGUUUACCUGGUACCAAAGGAGAAAAGGGAAAGCCAGGGGAGCCAGGAUUGGAUGGUUUCCCUGGUCUCAGAGGAGAGAAAGGAGAGAGAAGUGAAAGAGGCGAGAAGGGUGAACGAGGAAUACCAGGGAGAAAAGGGGCCAAAGGACAGAAGGGGGAACCAGGCCCCCCUGGGCUGGAUCAGCCUUGUCCCGUGGGACCAGACGGACUGCCAGUAGCAGGAUGUUGGCAUAAGGUACAGUAACAUUAAUAACUGGAUAUCCUUGAACAGGUCCUGAGUGAUUUUGCUCCCUGCAUGGUGAUUGUUUGCACUGCUGCACGUGCAGCCUGGCAGACAUGAGGUUAUGCCUUGGGAGAGCAGCAUUCCAGCAGCUUCAGGUCUUGUUCCCCCCAGCUCUGGACUGGUGCUGGGAACACCAAAAACUUGCUAAGCAUGAUAAAUCAUUGUUAGCACUGUCAGGAGAAUGCCUUUUUACAGGCUUGCUUGGGUUUUUAUCAUGGCCAAGGAAGCUCAGGAACCAGCCAUGGAAAGGCUGCACCAGUGCUUAUGUGCCUUCCUCAGUCCAUACCCUCCCAGCUGAGAAGUUAACAGUGGGCUGUCUCUGUUUGGACAGAGUUCCAAACAUUUCUUUUCUAACCAAGACUCUUCUGCCACUGUAAUUAUAACUCAGGGCUCUGAUCAGCACCCUGGGUGCAGGGCUCAGGUAAUUUGUAGCAUCUCGUGCACCCAGAGCAGCCAAGGGCUGGAAGUGCUACUGGCAGCCUGGGAGAAUGAGGAGAGAUGUGUCCUCCUGUAAAAUGGGGAUUUGAUCCAGACUUGUAGGAGAAUCCUCAUUCUCCAACAAGAGUAUGACACUGAAGCUGAGUGGAAUUACAAACCCAGCUGUAAACAUGUGGUAUGUGGACACAGCUGGAGUUAACAGCAUGCCACUAACUGAUUGCAAACCCUCAGCUAGAAUGUGAGCACACCCUUGGUAUAUCAAAGGUUUUAAUUAUUUGUAAUUUGUUUGGAUGUACUGUUAAUAAUAAAGAAAUCUGAACGACAAUCCUUACAGUAACAGUAAAGUUAGUAAGUGCAAUGGAUGGAGCAUUUCUCUGAUUAAAAUGUUUGUUUGUGUGUUCUUUUUCAGUGAUCUCUAAGCAUGAAGCACAAUAUGUAAAUAAUGUGAUAUAUUUUGAUCUUUUUAAUUUUUGUAUAAAAAAAGGAAAAAAAAACUUUUGACAGUAAUAUAUUGACCUUUUUUUAUACUGGAUUCUGCCAUUUAUGGACUUGGAAAAUAAUGUAAAGCUCCCAAACCCAUACCAUGGCAUGGUAACACCAGGAUUUGCUAAAGGUACUGAUGGCAGUAGCUGAGGAUGAACAGUGUUCCCUGCUCAUGCUGCAGUGUGAGCUAACAGUACUGAGCCAGCCUCGUGUGCCUUACUGCAUGAAGGAGGGCAAAAUUCCUGUCCUAAUUUGGCUCUCAACUUCAUAUUUGCAUUGUACAUGCACAUUAAAAGGGUGAAAAAACCUGGCUGAAAACAAAGAAAAGAAGGAUGCAGCCCUAAAAAUGGAAGAAGAUGCUGCCUACUGUCUGGUCAAGCAGGAGAAGGAUUUGCAACCUGCAGAGGAAACAAAGCCAAGCUCCAUCCGCCACUACCUGCUGUGGGUGUGAUGGAAACAGCAAUUCUGGGGCUAAACUGAACAACCUUGACUGCCUGUGGUUAUUUCCUCUACAAUCAAGAGAAACCUUUUUCCUCAAGAGGAAGCACCUCUGGGUCCUGUUCUGGGGUCUGAGCCUGAAGAUUUGCCAGCACUUUGUUACUGUGGAACACAAAUUCCCCAGGAAGCCUCUGCUGCAGAAUUUCAAACCAGAAAAGCCUGGCAAUAAUUUCAGUGCAGGGAGCUGCAGGACAGGGAAGGCUCUGCUCAAGUCCCUUCUUAAACAAUGGAGCACAUCAUGUUGCUCUUGGGGCUCCCAGAAAUUGGGAGUUUGGAGUAUUUAAUUGACUUGGUUUGUGGGGUUCAUUUGCUUUUUAUUUCUUCUUGGUUUACAUGGUUUUUACUGUAAACUAACUCUGCACUCUCCUCUUGUCUUAUUUUUCUUCACCUUUUCAGUCUCUUUUGUUAAAUUAUCUCUUCUCAGGCACAUCCUAUGCAGAGCAGGGUAGUGGAUAAAAAUCAUUAUUAUUUUGAUAUCUGCAUAUGCCACUGUGGGAUCAAUUAAAAUUGAAAACUAUUCCACAGUUCAACAUUUUUAAGAUGUUGAAAAAACAGCAACUGUGCAGCAGAGAGCCAUAAAAAAAUAUUUCAAAGAGGAAGAAGAUGGCUUACAGCCGAGUCUGUUCAGCUUACAAUGAGGAUCAAGAAGCAACCAGAUUCCUUUACAGGGAGGAGAUACUUUGUAUUAACAAGUUUUUAAACUGCACAGAGAAAGAUAUACAAAUGCUCAUCCAAUUAGAAGCUGAAGCCACACAAAGCUGAAAACAGUAAACUGUGGAUUUUUAUUGGUAAAGCUGGUUAAUCCUAACCAGAUCAGUGAUAUAAUUAC
Messenger RNA from Serinus canaria (Common canary), 3850 nucleotides. It is a transcript of the gene COL23A1, whose product is annotated as collagen type XXIII alpha 1 chain. NCBI's taxonomy places the organism in Eukaryota, Metazoa, Chordata, Aves, Passeriformes, Fringillidae. Bases 1 to 1563 code for a protein of 520 amino acids. The record is from RefSeq and is a predicted model, not a curated record. The transcript has 28 exons.